UGAACUUUGAGAGAAUAUUUUGAAGCUGGGCAUCAAAUUAUACAGCAGAAUGUGGGCUACAAGGCUAUAACCUAUUUUAAAUGUGACAAACACAGCUCAAAUAACACCUAAAUGAAUAACUACAUAUCCAACUUCGUAAGCACCGCUGCUUCAACAUUUAUUGCGCAUUAAGCCGCAUUUCUGGAGCUAACGCUCCGCCAUUUUGUCCAAAACACACUCCCUACGACUGAAAUGUACGGAGAUCAAAGCCAAAGAAUACAGACAACAGAAGUCGAGUUCACUGGUGAACAACAACUGUAAAAUUGCUCUUACCUUUGAUGUUUCUCUCUGGUUAGACGGACUUCCUGUGUUACAUCCAAAACAUUCCAGGUGUCUCUAGCUGACGAGGCGCAUCAAACCCGCGUUCUGUUGUUUCUCAUUGGCUAAGAAAGCUGUCAAUCAAAAUUCGGGUGACAACAGCGUCCUUCUAUUGGCUGUAAGGAAGCCAAUGAGAUGUCGUCCAUUCAUGUAGACCAGCAAAGAGACACAGGGCUCAAUGGAGCCAUCUGGUGUUUGUUUUUGGAAUGGAAAAUAAAUUAAAGUCUGCAGGAACUUUGAAACAAGGUGAAAAUGGCGUUGCGCACCUCGGGUCACCUGCUGCUGGGGGUGGUGAGGAUCUACCACAGGAAGGCCAAAUACCUGCUGGCAGACUGUAACGAGGCCUUCAUCAAGAUCAAGAUGGCUUUUAGACCAGGUGUGGUGGAUCUUCCAGAGGAGAACAGAGAGGCGGCGUACAACGCCAUCACUCUGCCGGAGGAGUUCCAUGAUUUUGACCAACCGUUACCAGACCUGGAUGACAUUGACGUGGCUCAGCAAUUUAACUUGAACCAGAGCAGAGCAGAGGAGAUCACCAUGAGAGAGGAGGUGGGAAACCUCAACCUGCUGCAGGACAAUGACUUUGCUGACUUUGGGAUGGACGACCGGGAGAUGAUGCGGGAGGAGAGUGCGUUUGAGGUGGACAUCAUGGGGGCGUCGGCUUCCAACCUGCUGCUGGAGGCUGAGGGCGGAGCUAACCCCAUGACGGACAAGGCCAACCACCUGGAGUACGACGACCAGUACAAGGAUGACUUCGGAGACAACCCCAUGGCGAGCAAUGAGGGAGGGAUGCUGGUGGACAAGCUGCUGAGUAAUGAGGAUGGAGGCGGCAUCUUUGACGACCCUCCUGCCGUCACAGAGAGUGUGAUGAUGCCUCAGGACCGCGGAGACGACGAUGACGACUUCGACGCCCUCUCAGCGGGAGCCCCAGACAGUCCAGACUCAGGCCCAACAGAGCCACUGCCGGCUACGGCCGACCAGACAGAACAGGCCAACCUGGUUCACAACGAGGAGGAAACCUUCGCCCUGGAGCCCAUUGACAUCACAGUGAAAGAGACCAAGGCAAAGCGCAAGAGGAAGCUGAUUGUGGACAGCGUGAAGGAGUUGGACAGUAAAACCAUUCGCGCACAGCUGUCCGACUACUCCGACAUCGUGACCACGCUGGACCUGGCCCCUCCCACCAAGAAGCUGAUGAUGUGGAAGGAGACUGGAGGAGUGGAGAAGCUCUUCUCCCUGCCCGCUCAGCCUCUGUGGAACAUUAGGCUGCUCAAGAUGUUUACAAGGUGUCUGACUCCGCUGGUACCAGAUGAGCUGAGGAAGAGGAGGAAAGGUGGAGAGGCGGACAGUCUGGAUGAGUUCCUCAAAGAUCUGGAGAACCCAGAGGUUCCCAGAGAGGAAACAGCAGGCCACCAGCAGGGAGACAUCAUGGACCAGACCAUCAUGGAAGAAGCCAGCGUGCUUCAAACCUCAGCCGUCGAGGGCAGCAAGACGACGCUGGACGACUCUGUCAUGCCGCCACCGUCUUCACGAGGCUUGAAGCGCAAAUCCCAGGACACAGAGCCGGACCUGCCUAUGGGAGCUUUGGACGAGCAGCAGCAGCAGCAGCAGCAGCAGCAGCAGCAGCAGCAGCAGCAGCAGCAGCAGCAGCAGCAGCAGCAGCAGCAGCAGCAGCAGGGUUCUAGAGCCUGUAACGUGUCCCUGCAGCUGGAGGCUUCAUCCAAUAUGGAUUUGCCCCCAGAGGAGACCACCACUAGCAUCAGCCAGCUGAUAGAGUUGGACCUGCUCGUGGACAAGGACAAGAAGAAGAGUGAUGAUGACUCUGAUGAAGAGGAGGAGGAGGUGCAGGGAGGAGACCAGGACCAGGAGGAGAGGAGGUGGAACAAAAGAACCCAGCAGAUGCUUCACGGUCUGCAGAGGGUGAUGGCCAAAACAGGCAGCCAGUCGGUCGGCCUGCUGGACCUGUGCCGCAACAACAACAGGAAGCAGGCGGCCGCCAAGUUCUACAGUUUCUUGGUCCUGAAGAAGCAGCAGGCGGUGGACCUGGUCCAGGAGGAGCCGUACAGCGACAUCGUGGCCACAGCCGGCCCUCGCUUCCACAUCAUCUAGACAGAAGACUCCACAGCACUAACAAAACACUGAUUUAUUGAUUUAUUGAUUUAUUUAAUUAAGCGGGGGGAACUGGGAAUGAAUAACAUUUUUUAUCUUAAAUCAACACUGAAAAAGAGGAUUGCGACUCACUUCAUUGCUAAAGUUAUAAGGUUGUUCAUUUAAAAAGGGUCGAUUUUUAAAGCUGACAUCGUAAACUGUUACGUGCACUAAUUCUGACAGAAGAAACUAAUCAGAAAACGUUGCACUGGAACUGAACCAAAUGUAAUGGGAGUGUUUGUUUACAGUGGUGUGACGUGGAAACACGUCUCUCCCUCUGCUGCAUGAAAACAUCAGAUAGAGCAUGCACUGUAUCCACUUUCUGCAACAGUACCAUUCAACUGUGGCUAAAAAAGUGAUUUAACCAGCAUUAAUCAUCAUAUUAGCACUUUCUCUUUGUAACCAAAUUAAGUACUAUACUUAAAAAAUAACAUUCUUCUCUUACAAGGUAAUUCAGCUAUAGAUGGAGAUAAAACAGCUUUAAAAAUAGAAAUCAUAAAUGCAAAGACGCACUUUUCUAUUGUAGUGUGACUGACACAUAAGUCACUAUAAAACAGUCAAAUAUGCAGAUUUAUCUCCAAAGGAAACUACUAUAAAUAUCAUAGUUUACAUAUGUGCUAUGGAGUUUGGACAGAGUUGUUUCCUGCAUGCACAGAAAGACUUUUAUAAAAUGUUCUUUAACUGUUAAGAAGGACACAGUGGUAUCCAUUUUAUGAAUAAUCAUUUAUUCAUUGACGAGUGAUGUAUCGUCUUGGUCUAAGCUCCCUCAGCGUACAUCACGUAGAUCAUCUGUAAAAUAUCCAUUUAUUGCUACUUAGAGAAUAAAA
Solea solea (common sole) is the source of this 3326-nucleotide messenger RNA. Its product is annotated as double-strand-break repair protein rad21 homolog A-like. Gene Ontology annotation, molecular function: protein binding; chromatin binding. Gene Ontology annotation, biological process: synaptonemal complex assembly; replication-born double-strand break repair via sister chromatid exchange; mitotic sister chromatid cohesion. The transcript has 13 exons. The coding region runs from base 610 to 2460 and encodes 616 amino acids. NCBI's taxonomy places the organism in Eukaryota, Metazoa, Chordata, Actinopteri, Pleuronectiformes, Soleidae. Gene Ontology annotation, cellular component: cohesin complex; synaptonemal complex. The record is from RefSeq and is a predicted model, not a curated record.